Messenger RNA from Dicentrarchus labrax (European seabass), 3372 nucleotides. It is a transcript of the gene pfkpa, whose product is annotated as phosphofructokinase, platelet a. The record is from RefSeq and is a predicted model, not a curated record. The transcript is spliced from 23 exons. The coding region runs from base 161 to 2680 and encodes 839 amino acids. Gene Ontology annotation, biological process: fructose 6-phosphate metabolic process; fructose 1,6-bisphosphate metabolic process; canonical glycolysis. Gene Ontology annotation, molecular function: identical protein binding; AMP binding; fructose-6-phosphate binding. NCBI's taxonomy places the organism in Eukaryota, Metazoa, Chordata, Actinopteri, Moronidae. Gene Ontology annotation, cellular component: cytoplasm; 6-phosphofructokinase complex; membrane.
UCUCAGAUGCGGAACAGGGAGACAGAGAGCAUAGCAGGCAUACAUAGGUAGAGGGGGCGGACGACUGUUGCCCUUCAUCACUUCAGCACAAUUUUAUACUGUUGCGGGCCGGUUGUAUUAUUUUAUCGAAUUGGACCGAGGUCACUGAACCGCUGUGAAAAUGGCGCAGCCAGACAGCAAGAAGAUAUUCUUUGAGAACCUGUCGGGAGCGGGGAAAGCUAUCGCAGUGCUGACGAGCGGAGGGGAUGCUCAAGGCAUGAAUGCUGCUGUACGUGCCGUGGUUCGAAUGGGGUUAUAUGUGGGAGCAAAAGUUUAUUUCAUUCAUGAGGGGUAUCAGGGUAUGGUGGACGGUGGAGACAACAUAAAAGAAGCCUCAUGGGAAAGUGUCUCCAGCAUGCUACAAGUGGGUGGGACUGUUAUCGGCAGUGCUCGCUGUAAAGAGUUUCGCACCCAUGAGGGACGUCUGAAGGCAGCUAACAACCUGGUGCAGUACGGCAUCACCAACCUGUGUGUUAUUGGUGGAGAUGGCAGUCUGACGGGAGCCAACCUCUUCAGGGAGGAAUGGAGUGGGCUGCUGGCGGAGCUGGUGGAGCAAGGCUUGAUCGAAACUGAUGCCAUUCAGAAGUAUUCCGCCCUUCACAUCGUGGGGAUGGUUGGCUCCAUUGACAAUGACUUCUGUGGAACUGACAUGACAAUCGGCACUGACUCCGCCCUGCACAGAAUCAUUGAAGUGGUGGACGCAAUUAUGACAACUGCACAGAGUCACCAGAGAACAUUUGUGUUAGAGGUCAUGGGCAGACACUGCGGCUACCUGGCCUUGGUGAGCGCCCUGGCUUGCGGGGCAGACUGGGUGUUAAUUCCUGAGAUGCCCCCAGAGGACGGCUGGGAGGAUAAGAUGUGUCAAAAACUGUCGGCGAACCGGGCAGGGAUGAAAAGGCUGAAUAUCAUAAUUGUAGCCGAAGGGGCGAUUGAUCGUAACAACAUGCCCAUUACCACUGACUAUAUCAAGAAUCUUGUUGUCAAAUGCUUGGGUUUCGACACGCGAGUCACAAUCCUGGGACAUGUGCAAAGAGGAGGAACCCCUUCUGCUUUUGACCGUAUCCUGGCCAGUCGUAUGGGUGUGGAGGCAGUUCUCGCCCUUCUGGAGACCACAGCCAACACGCCAGCCUGUGUGGUCUCUCUGUGCGGCAACCAAUCGGUGCGCCUGCCUCUGAUGGAGUGCGUACAGAUGACUCAAGAGGUCCAGAAGGCCAUGGAUGAGAAACGGUUUGAGGAGGCAGUCAAGCUUCGGGGCAGGAGUUUUGAAAACAACCUGAAGACAUACAAACUGCUGGCUCAUCGUAAACCAGAAUCCGAACUGCCAACUAGCAACUUCAAUGUGGCAGUGUUGAAUGUCGGUGCCCCGGCAGCAGGCAUGAAUGCUGCCGUCCGUUCGGCGGUCAGGGUGGGCAUCUCCGAAGGGCACAAGAUGUUUGCCGUCAGUGAUGGCUUUGAGGGUUUCUACAAAGGACAGAUUAAGGAGAUUAAAUGGGCUGAUGUGGGAGGAUGGACGGGACAAGGUGGAUCUCUGUUGGGAACCAAAAGAACGCUUCCUGCAAAGCAUGUUGAUAAAAUUGCUGAGCAGAUGCGAAAGCACAACAUUAAUGCACUGCUUAUUGUCGGUGGAUUUGAGGCCUUGCUGUCACUGCUGGAAUUGUUAACGGCGCGCGGGAAAUAUGACGAGUUCUGUGUACCCAUGGUCAUGGUCCCAGCCACUGUCUCCAACAAUGUGCCGGGCUCAGACCUCAGCAUUGGCGCUGACACGGCUCUGAACGCCAUCACUACUGCGUUUGAGAGUCUGCUGCAACUGUAUGAGGCUCGCACUACCUAUGAGGAGCUUUGCAUCCCGAUGUGUAUGCUGCCUGCCACCAUAAGUAACAAUGUGCCGGGCACAGAUCUAAGUAUCGGGGCAGAUACGGCCCUCAAUGCCAUCGUGGAGACUUGUGACCGCAUCAAGCAGUCGGCCAGUGGGACCAAGAGACGCGUGUUCAUCAUUGAGACCAUGGGAGGCUACUGUGGCUACCUGGCCAGUGUAGGAGGCCUGGCUGCAGGAGCUGACGCUGCCUACAUCUAUGAGGAGCCGUUUGACAUCAGAGACCUGCAGGCCAAUGUUGAACAUUUGACAGAGAAAAUGAAGACCAGCAUUCAAAGAGGACUCGUCCUCAGGAAUGAGAACUGUAAUGAGAACUACACAACUGACUUUAUCUACCAGCUGUACUCUGAAGAAGGGAAGGGAGUGUUUGACUCCAGAAAGAAUGUGCUAGGACACAUGCAGCAGGGAGGAGCACCAUCUCCGUUUGACCGUAACUUUGGGACCAAGAUCUCUGCCAAGGCGAUGCAGUGGGUCACCAAAAAGCUGGUGGAGACGUUCAGACAGGGCCGAGUGUUUGCUAACACCGAGGACUCCUGCUGUCUGCUGGGGAUGCGGCGCAGGGCUCUGGUCUUCCAGCCCGUUGUACAACUCAAGGAUGAGACGGACUUUGUUCACAGGAUCCCGAAGGAGCAGUGGUGGUUGAAGCUGCGUCCUCUGAUGAAGAUCCUGGCUAAGUACAAGACGAGCUACGACGUCUCAGACUCCGGACAGCUGGAGCACGUCGUACGCAACCGGCCUAAAGAGUCGGACGCUUCAGUAGCCAUGUGAAGGCCAGUGCGUACGGUGGCCUGCAAAGUCUGUGUGUAAGACUGAGAGUCUGUGAGGCGUCGGUACGUGUGAUGUAAGAGCUUCAGUAACGUCAACAACCGUCUCCGUUUGGCCUCAUUUAUUUCCUGUCUGUGUCAUUUCCUUCAAUGUCACUCCACUCUGUUCUGCCUUGACAAACUCAUGAACUGUAACUUAGCCUCUGCAGUGUUUCUAAUAUCAAACACACACAUACUCUGCGCACACAUACACACAGCUGUCCUGCCAUGCCUCAGUGUGUCCUCGUUGCCCUGGAUGUUUUAGUGUCACCGUUGUUUUCAAAUUGCACUUUCUCUGUCUGCAGUUGCUUAGGCAGGCUCUGAGCCCAGAGCUGCACGAGGACAGAAUAGACAUUGCAUCUGUUGUGAAAACCAGUGUGUAUAUCUGCCUAGAACCAGUGUGAGGUUCAGCAUAUUUAUGUGAGACUGAUGCAAUACAGUUCUACUGCUGCAAGUAAAGAGAACUGCGUGCUGUGCUUUACACUGAAACUAAUAUUUAUCUUUUUAACAUUGUUUAUUUCGCUUGUAAACAUGGAUAUAUUAACUGUAGGCACUGCUGUACUGAGUAGCUGUCUGUCAUAUUGCACCAACAAGUUAGAUGUGUAAGAGACUAAUGUUUCCCACAGAAUAAAAUUCAGACUUGAGAAGUGUACCCUA